Messenger RNA from Neoarius graeffei (lesser salmon catfish), 4092 nucleotides. RefSeq names its product endothelin receptor type B-like. Gene Ontology annotation, biological process: G protein-coupled receptor signaling pathway; vasoconstriction; regulation of blood pressure. Bases 264 to 1514 code for a protein of 416 amino acids. NCBI's taxonomy places the organism in Eukaryota, Metazoa, Chordata, Actinopteri, Siluriformes, Ariidae. The record is from RefSeq and is a predicted model, not a curated record. The transcript has 8 exons. Gene Ontology annotation, cellular component: membrane. Gene Ontology annotation, molecular function: endothelin receptor activity.
CUCACAGAGAGAUCUGCGUUACUGACGCAUCAGUGCGCGUCAGUAACACUCGGUUGAUGUGAUGUGCGAUAAGAGAGAACACACAGCGGCUGAUAAGUGAAAUAUUAAUCAAACGCGAAGAGGUUUUUUUUUUUUUUAAUAAACAGAGGAGCACACCGCUUCAGGAGCAGAGCUCAGAAGUUGACUUCAAGUAAAGGUACAUCACAAAGUUCCCAAGGAACCUCAUAAACGCUCAUCCACAUCUCUAUCAGUGUUUCAACAGAAUGCAGAGGAUGAAGUCAGUGUGGCUGGUGAUUCUGCUCCUGAUAGGCUGCUGUUGGGCUUCCCGUUUCACUCGUGAUUCAACCCAAGUUGUUCCCAAUCAGGAGGUAGAGAGCACAGCCUGGAAUGGCUCCAAUGUAGAGCAGUCUGGGUCAAGGAACUCACCCCGCAUCCCAUUCCCACCUAUGUGCAUCAGACCUAGUGAGAUCAAGCACACGUUUAAGUACAUCAACACCAUCAUAUCCUGCUUGAUUUUUGUGGUGGGCAUCAUUGGAAACUCAACACUGUUGCGUAUCAUCUACAAGAACAAGUGUAUGAGGAAUGGGCCAAAUGUGCUUAUUGGCAGCUUAGCUUUAGGAGAUCUUCUCUACAUCCUCAUUGCCAUCCCUAUCAACGUGUUUAAGUUGCUGGCAGAAGACUGGCCAUUUGGGGUGUAUAUCUGCAAGCUCAUGCCAUUCAUCCAGAAAGCCUCAGUGGGCAUCACAGUUCUUAGCUUGUGCGCCCUCAGCAUUGACAGAUAUCAUGCUGUGACCUCAUGGAGCCGAGUGAAGGGGAUGGGGAUUCCAUUAUGGAAAGCUGUGCAAGUAACACUCAUCUGGCUACUGUCAGUGAUCUUAGCAGUGCCUGAGGCUUUGGCAUUUGACAUAAUGGAGACAUUUUACAGGGGCCAGAAACUAAGGGUGUGCUUGCUUCAUCCUGUACAGACCACACAGUUCCUGCAGUUUUAUCAGGAUAUAAAGGACUGGUGGUUGUUUGGCUUUUACUUUUGUUUACCACUGGCCUGCACUGGUGUAUUCUAUACCCUUAUGUCAUGUGAGAUGCUGAAAAGGAAGAAAGGAAUGCGCAUUGCCCUCAAUGAUCAUAUGAAGCAGCGACGGGAAGUGGCUAAAACAGUAUUCUGCCUCGUGGUAGUUUUUGCUCUCUGCUGGCUGCCCCUGCAUCUUAGCCGCAUCCUGAAAAAAACUAUCUACAAUCCAAAUGACACCAACCGCUGUGAGCUCCUAAGCUUUCUUCUUGUGAUGGACUACAUCGGCAUCAACAUGGCCUCCCUCAACUCAUGCAUCAACCCUGUGGCUCUCUACUUUGUCAGUCAGAAGUUCAAAAAUUGUUUCAAGUCAUGCCUCUGUUGCUGGUGCCAGAGGAACUCUCCAGCCAUUGAGCAGGGCUCAGGAGUCCGCUGGAAAGGGUCGAGUCAUGGUAACGGUCUAGAUCGAUCCAGCUCACGGUCUAGUCAAAAGUAUAGUUCCUCCUAAAUAUUCAAUGAUACCCAAGCUUAUUGGGCUAAGCAGCAACCAGGUUUGCCCUCAGUAACACACCAUCGAUUCCUGUAAUUCCUGAGGACUCAAAUUGCCAUUGAUUCUCAUCAUACUUCCACUUCAAAGCUAUAGACUGGACCAGGACAACUAAGCAGAGUUACCAAAUAUUUUCUGAUCAAGAUUUCCAUCAUAAAGAACACAUUUACAGGUUAAAUCACAGACUGGUUGAGUGUUGUAAGUUAUCUAAGUCAUUUGUGGCCCAUGCAGGCUGGAUCCUGAAGGUCUAUAUAUAGUAUUGCCACUGGAUGGCUCCACUUUAAAGGACAUUAGGGGCCCAUGAUGAGACUGAAAUACUGAGACUGCUCUGGAGUGAGAGGAAAGCUCCAUGAGUUUCUGGUGUCAAUCUUUACUUUAGACAAAGCUUAGGAGCGUCCAUAAAACAAAGUGUUACUAGUGGAACAGCACCAAUGAUAUCUGCUUGUACUAAUAUUACUUGUAGAAAUAAUGACUCAUAAAAGAACGUACUGUGUAAAACACUACCUGUAACACGGAGAUCAAUGGCACAAGCAGUAUUAUGAUAGUAUUUUAGGAAGUUAUAACACAGAUCUGUAAUGAACAUGACUCGCUGCAGUGAUCAUCUGCAUCAAUCUCACCUACAUGGCAUUGUAACUGAUUUGCCUAUGACUAAAGGAAAUGUGUAGACUACUGGAUCUAAGCGAGGUACCUCUUUCCAAGUUCUUUCAACAUGGGAGUCCAGUGAAAGAAUCAAAGGUGAUGUUAUUACACUGAUUUGGAGUAAAAUACCACUGACACAUCCUAAGUGAAAAGAUGAAUAUCACUGAAUAUAUAAUGGAACAUUCUUAUUUCUGUAUAUAAUAGAACAGUUGCCUCUAGCCAUAGUGAUGGUGGUGAAUAAGAAAGACAAUGAAUCAUGCUUAUAUUACCUCUUGUCCUGUUACAUUUUCCUGUGGAUAUAGUUUCUGUACAUGUUCACGACACACAUACAGGAUUAUUCCACUGCAACAUCCAUUGCAUCAUCUCAUUUCAAAUGGAAAAUGCAUUGUUUUAAUACUUGGAUUUAUUUAUUAUUUAAAUUUUUGCAGAGAGAUACUAGCAUCUCUGUUUUAGCCAUAGCAUUUAUGACUUCCUUCUUAUGCCCAUAUGGGAAACACCUUUUUUUUUUUUUGCUUGUGCAGUAGACUGAGCAGAAUUGACCCAGCAGAAAAAUCAAGUGACUGAACAGGAAAUGAAGUGGGAUGGGAAAGGCUCAUUUGCUUCUUGUAGCAGUUACUUUUGUUCGUGCCAACUUUAUCUAGGUGAACUUUGACCUGUGAAUUCAUGAAGCUCUCUGUUGUGAGACAAAAAGAAAAAAAGGGUGGGACUAUAGUCUGUUUGGUCAGAUAAAAAUUGCGGAGCUGCUUUUUAUUACAUAGUUCACACACUGAACUUUCACCUAGUGUUGUAGUCAUGACCAAGACCAGAGUGUAUUGAGACCAAAACAAGACCAAGACUUUGAGGGGCUGAGACCAAGUCAAGACCAAAGCAGGAGAAGACCAAGUCAAGACCAGGACCAGACCAGUGGGUGUGAAGGGGGCGGGGAGUGGUGACAGCCAUGAAUAGUAAUGAAAAUUUUGAAUUAGCAGUGAGUCACGUUAUUGGUUGCAUUUGAAGCAGGAAAUUUUACAUCCAAUCACAGUAAUGAUGUUAACAAAUAACUCCGACAAUGCACAGGAAAUUUAGUGAAAUUCCCACAGUUGUAGUCUUGACCAGUCUUGAAAUAAAAUCCCAAGUCCUCUAGGUCGGAAACUGAGACAAGACCAAGUAAAAAUGUGGUCAAUUCCAAGAUGAGACUGAGACCUUCAAAAGGUGGUCUUGACACAGGUUUCAAGUACUACAACACUACUUUCACCUCUUUUCUGCUUUCCCAUGGAAAAAAAAUAGUUAACGAGCUGAUGUUGUCCCAGUCAACAGCUACAGUCUUUUCAAAAUCACAUGCCAUCAGGACUGCCUGUGAUCACCUGAUUUUGAAUCAUGGGUGAGAGAGAAAAAAAUAGUGGCAGUGACCCAACCAACAUUGUUCUGAUCCCUGUGACUUGAUGGCAUCAUGUGAUCAGCUGUUUAUGCCCAAACAAAAAAUAAAUUAAACUAAAAAUUCACUGUAUGCAAAAAGGUGGAAAUGUGCUUUUGCAUUUCUGCAUCAACAGACAGAGCACAGGGUGCUUGUGAUGUAUGCUGCAUUUAAUAUAGUCUUUCAGUAUGUAGGCUAAACAAUUUCAUUUGUUUAUUCUUUCAUUUUUUAAACUUAAUAAGGAAAAUAUAUCAAUAUAUUUAUUCCACACAUUAUCUACUCAGUUUCCAACUCAGCACUGAUGAACUACUAAUACUAGUCUGCCUUAACCUGACAUUUGUCUUCAUUGUUAAACCAUUCUAUACUAUUUACAUAUAUUUGAUGUAUUUACUUUUACCAUUGUGUACGUUUUCAUUCCUUGUAAAAGUUUUUUUUUGUUAGUAACAAGGCUUUUAUAUUGUACCUACAUACUGUCAAAUAUGCUGCAAUAAAUGCUGAUUUAUCAUA